Messenger RNA from Oenanthe melanoleuca, 6731 nucleotides. RefSeq names its product centromere protein C (gene CENPC). The transcript is spliced from 18 exons. The record is from RefSeq and is a predicted model, not a curated record. Gene Ontology annotation, molecular function: centromeric DNA binding. Gene Ontology annotation, biological process: kinetochore assembly; attachment of mitotic spindle microtubules to kinetochore; spindle attachment to meiosis I kinetochore. Gene Ontology annotation, cellular component: kinetochore. Bases 90 to 3806 code for a protein of 1238 amino acids. NCBI's taxonomy places the organism in Eukaryota, Metazoa, Chordata, Aves, Passeriformes, Muscicapidae.
GGUGCUGCCGGCCGUUCGUGCGCGCUCGGCGGGAAAGGCGCGCGAGGUUCAGCGGCGGCGGGCGCUGGGCGCAUCGGCUCCGAUCCGAGAUGGCGGAGGCCUUGAAUGAUUUAAAAAAAGACUACAGACCAAGAUUCUGCCAUGGAGGAGGAAAUAAGAUUGAUCUACGCCAAAGUCAAAACUUAGUGAAACUCAUACGGGAUUGUUUUGAAAGUUACCGCAAAGAUGUUGCAAUGAACUCUCCAAGUUGCUCAACCUGUAUUUUGGAAAAUGAGGAGAGGACUUCAAUGCAGAGCCAAAGGCCCAAGCCAGUGUUGGCCAGCUCUGUGAAAAGAACCAGUAAGUCUCCAGAUACUUCACCUGUGUCACCGCUAAAUCCUGUCAGCAGCAGAGGACAGGCUUGUGAAUCACACGUGAAGUCUGCAACAGAUUAUGUAGCUACUGCUGAAAAAACAGAGUCUUCUGCAUCUAAAAGUGAAGAAAAGAGUACAGUAAAAGAUGUUGAAGCACGGUGCCGGUGUCGGGAUGUGCUUUUGGGCUCUAAGGAUAAUCGUGGAUCUGCUAGAUCACCUCCUCCUGUGGAGGAAGUGAAACGUUCUCCUGUCGUUAAAUUGUGUUUUGAUAACUGGGGAACGCCAGCUGCAGCAGAGAGCCAUGGAGAAGUUAAAAAUUUGGAAGGGCCUCAGCCUGGGAGAGAUGAGCAGGUUCUUCCUGUGCAAGGAACAGAACGUGUUACUGCAUCAUCUGCCAGGACUGAGAAGCCUUUCUCUUCAGCUGUCUUAGCAGCUGUAGCAACAAGAACACUUGGACAGAGAUAUUCAACCUCUGUAUCACCUCCAUCACCUUGUCCUAUGAAACAUCAAGAUACAGAAAUAGAAGAUGAAUGUGAAUUUUUAAUUGAUGAAUCAAGUGAUGCAUCUUCUACAUCUUGGAUUUCAAUACCCACUAAGAAGAAAAAAUCAAAAAGUGGUGGCUCUGCAGCUCCCAUUUCUAAAUCUCAGCCCUCUGAAAAGGAGAAGACUCAGAAUAAGAAAGUCAAGGACAGAAAAGUACAGGUUAAAGCACUUACUAAACAGAAACUGGAUCAUCUGGAUGUUGGAACUUCUGACUUGAAAGAAAUGCCAGAGUCAGAUCCAAUCCCUAAUAGUGAAGAAAAUGUCCUUACAUCUCAAAGCCGAAAGAGUACUCAUACAGGAAAGACUAAAAAGGAUGCACUUAGACAAAUCUCUCCAAACCAGAAAAAGAACACAUCCUGGAGAUCAAAAGCUGAAGAACUGAUGUUGUCAUGGUCUGGAUUGGAAACAAAACCAUCUGAUGAAGAGCAGCAUAAAACAAGGAUGCUGCUAAGUGAGGAUUUGCCUAUGCCCUCAACUAGGCAUCAGGAAGAGCAGACUGUGUCACAAAAAAAGUCUCUCAGGUCUUCCAAGAAUCUACAGUUGACUUCUGAAACUUCUCAGGAUUUAGGUAAGAAGAAACAAACUGCUGAGCAGAAACUUCCAAAAGUCGAAGAAGCUAAGAGAGGGACAGUAAAUCCAAGGAAGACUAGGAAAUAUGUCCAGCAAAGUAAUAGUAAAAAGCCUCAGUUAGAAAGAGAGGAGAGUUCUGACAGUGAAUCUGAUGAAGAAGAGCUUGAAAGAGAGCCUGUAGAAUUGAAUGAAGUGUGCACCACAUCCUUGACUCAGAAGUUGACUAGGUCUUCUGUUAAGAAGAAACAGACUGUCGAGCAGGAACCUCCAAAAGUCAAAGAAGCUAAGAGAGGGACAGUAAAUCCAAGGAAGAAUCCUAGGAAGUCAGUCCAGCAAAGUAGUAGUAAAAAGCCUCAGUUAGAAAGAGAGGAGAGUUCUGACAGUGAAUCUGAUGAAGAAGAGCUUGAAAGAGAGCCUGUAGAAUUGAAUGAAGUGUUCACCACAUCCUUGACUCAGAAGUUGACUAAGUCUUCUGUUAAGAAGAAACAGACUGCCAAGCAGGAACCUCCAAAAGUCAAAGAAGCUAAGAGAGGGACAGGAAAUCCAAGAAAGAAUCCUAGGAAGUCAGUCCAGCAAAGUAGUAGUAAAAAGCCUCAGUUACAAAGAGAGGAGAGUUCUGAAAGUGAAUCUGAUGACGAAGAGCUUGAAAGAGAGCCUGUAGAAUUGAAUGAAGUGUGCACCACAUCCUUGAAUCAGAAGUUGACUAAGUCUUCCGUUAAGAAAAAGCAGACUGCCAAGCAGGAACUUCCAAGAGUCAAAGAAGCUAAGAGAGGGACAGUAAAUCCAAGGAAGAAUCGUAGGAAAUCUGUCCAGCAAAGUAGUAGUAAAAAGCCUCAGUUAGAAAGAGAGGAAAGUUCUGACAGUGAAUCUGAUGAAGAAGAGCUUGAAAGAGAGCCUGUAGAAUUGAAUGAAGUGUGCACCACAUCCUUGACUCAGAAGUUGACUAAGUCUUCCGUUAAGAAGAAACAGGCUGCCGAGCAGGAACUUCCAAGAGUCAAAGAAGCUAAGAGAGGGACAGUAAAUCCAAGGAAGAAUCCUAGGAAGUCUGUCCAGCAAAGUAGUAGUAAAAAGCCUCAGUUAGAAAGAGAGGAGAGUUCUGACAGUGAAUCUGAUGAAGAAGAGCUUGAAAGAGAGCCUGUAGAAUUGAAUGAAGUGUGCACCACAUCCUUGAAUCAGAAAUUAGAGACUCCUGUGACUCAGAAAUUGACUAAAUCUAAAAAGCCUAGAAAUGUAUUACACACACCAGAAUCACCUGGUUGUGCAAAUAACAGAACUGCUUUAAAAGCCCUCCAGUAUCAAAUGGAGAGAGUGAAGAAUUCUGAAAAGAAACGGUUGUCUGCCAAGUCCUCAGGGAAGAUACCCAAUAAAAUUCCACGUAGAGCCAUUAAAGCUCUUUCCUCAAGCUCUGAAGAUACUGAGUCUCAAACAGAUUCUGACAGCUCUUCUGUACCGGAUGUGGCAAGGAAAAGACCUAAGUUACCAGAUGUGAAAAUAAAAAGUAACAAAAGAAAACGUGACAUGCAGCAUGGACCACAGGAUUCCUGUGUACCUGCAAAGAUUUUGAAUUGCGAGAGUGGGCCUGUUCUAGAAGACUCUGAUCUAUUUACAUCCAGCACUAAGUCUUCUGAACAGGAUGAUACAUAUUCAGAUAGUUCUGAAGAGAUGAAUUACAAAUUAAGACGUCUGUUGGCAGAUGAAGUAGCAAGGCAUAAAAUAGUUAUGCCUUCCAAUACACCUAAUGUUCGUCGGACUAAAAGGAUACGGCUGAGACCUCUGGAAUACUGGAGAGGAGAACGCGUAAAUUAUACUAUGGAUCCUUCAGGAGGGCUUGUGGUUAGUGGAGUAGUGCAUCCGGAAACAGAAUCUCUCACGAAGAGUAAAAAGAGGAAGAAGGAUCAUUCCAAGGAGAAGACAGAUACAAAUAGAGGAGAGGUGCCUGUAAUUUUGAACCACAGUGUAACUGGUGGGUCUGAACCAAUCAUUGUACGUGAUCCAGUAACAAAUGAGGAAGUGCUGCUAGAUUGUAUAAGAACCGCAAACUGUGUUUCUUGCCAUCGAAAGGAUGAAGCAGCAGAAGUAUACAAAGAUUUGAGUACGUCUCAUUUUGCAACUGGUGUAUUGAUUCUGAAACCAUUGAGAGUAAAAGGGCGCCAGUUUGUCUACAAAAAUACAAUAGUUUUCCGCAUUCUCCGUGGCGAAGUUAUUGCAACAAUACAUAAGGCAUCAUACUAUCUGUCUACAGGGGACUGCUUCUAUGUUCCAGCAGGGAAUGAAUAUGACCUAUAUAAUCCUCGGAAUGAGCCAAGUGUUUUUGUCUUCACACAAUUCAAACAGAGAUGAAGAACUUUCUGCAAAGAAGUUUUCUUAAGCAUUUGGCAAGGUUUUGUAUGUUCUGAAGUUCUUUUUACAUACAAAAAUGUUUGAGCGGGCCCACCCUAAGUUUACAAAUAAAUACAUAGUACCUGAAAUCAACAUAAGAAGAGUUGAGGAAUAAAACCCAGAAGAAAGUUGGUAGUUUGCUGUCAAACUGAAAUGACAUAAUUAAAGGGCCUUUGUUUUCUUCAGUUACUGUUCUUAAGCCGUUGACAGAACAUGUAAGUUUGAAGUGUGUGGGUAUAUUUGUUGUUCCAAGUUGUAUCAAUAUGCUUAAUCUCCCUAAAGGUGCUUAGCACUUGAACAAACUCUGGCAUCUUCAGCUAAUAUCUGAUACGUAGUCCUAAGGACUGCCUGGUAGAAUCUGCUUAGAGUAAUCACUGGUUAAAUGACAAACCUGCUGUUUGCAUUCCAGUAAUUGUCUAGGAGAUGGGCUGCUGUAAGGCAGCUGUGCUGUCGCAGAUGGUACAUAUAGCAUUUGUCUCCCAAGCUCUUCAAUAUUCCUUCCGGCUGAAGAUAAGGUUAAACUACAGCUAUUCUCGUAUGCUGCUUUCUCUGGUCUUUGCUAUCCUUGAAGAGAAGGAGAAAUGGAAAAUUGAAUUGGAAUUGUGAACUUCUAAGGACUUGAGAAUUGAACACUAACUUUGUAACCAGUCUUGGCCAUGAUCUUUAUGCUAAAUAUGGAGUAUACAUUAAAGGAGGAAAGAGGAAUUGGCUUUCAGCUGUCAGCUAACUUCCUAUGCCUAUGAAAGGGCUUGGACACCAAGAUUACCAUGCCAUUGUGAAAUAUCAUUUGGAUUGGGAAAUUUAAACUAAUACUCAAAUACUGUUAUUCUCUUUCAAGCAGUAGUUCCUAUGGUUAGUACAUAUAUAGACUGACAGUGGAAGUACUUCACAGAAGUUGUGUGCUCUCUUUUCAUUCAUGGUGGAAAGUUCUUUUUUCCCCACCUCAACUUUUGUAAGCAGUUUAAAAGUUAAAAAAACAAGAGAGUCAUUUAGUUACUAGAUAUAAAUUUGAUGUUGGCAGCUUUUCUAAAUUUUGGCCUUGGGUUGGUCUCUUCAAAGUGAGCAAGAUUCAAAUAAUGUCCCUCCUGUGCUGGAGCCAUACCAGUUACCAGAUGGGCACAUUUGUUGUCUCACUGCUUGAGGGAAUCCCACCCACUAAAAUGUUUAGUUUUUAAGUCUUUGAACUCGUUAGGCCUACAGAGAUGUGGAACUUUGUCACUUGGAAAAAGCACAGGUAUAGGAUUAAAACCAAAGACUGCUUCUAACCCAAGCAGGUCUCCCAGCAGUCAGGCCAUGGAUGAGAUGGUCUCUCCCAGCAGCAAGUUGGUUCCAGUUGAAAAUCAGAACAAGAAAACUUUUCAGGGAGUUCUGAACAAAAAUACCCUGCACAUUCUUUUCCGUGUUACCUGUCUGCAAAUUGGAUAGCAGAAGGAUGGAUAGGAUACUUAAGGGGUUAGCGUAGGGACUUUAUGUGAAUGGACCACAGGACUCAUGGUCCUAAAGGAGAGUGUGGGUGGAUGCUGUGGCAGAGCUCAGCAGGCUGCUGCUUGCCAGGAAUGUGUUUUCAUUUGGUGGGCUGGGAUGAGAAGUGAUGACAUCACCCAUGUCAUAUCAGGCACUGAUGUGUCUUUGCCCAUUGCAACUUGGCAGCAAGGUCGUGAGGCAGUUUUCUUUUGAGUCAAGAGAACUAAGUCCUUCAGGAUGCUUUCUUAAGAAGAUUAAUGUGUGCAGACCUUUUCCUGACACAGGCUGGAAAGUGCAGAUGUUCAAGUGCAGGUUUCAGGUCAGCAUACUUGUUUGUGUUUUCCUAGUUCUGUGGCUGGGAGUUUCAGAAGAACAGGGCAGAUUUAGUAAAAUAUGUCACUUUUUAGGCUGGAUAGUUUUGUUGCUCUCUGGCUGGUUGGUUUCUUGACAGAAAUGUCCUGUGUAGUUUGCAGGCAACUUUUUUUUUUUUUUUUUUUUUUUUUUUUAAGAAGCACUAUCAGGUUUGCCGAGGGAUGUUCUCUGGAAUAUUGCUCUGGUUUAACAGCAAUUCUAUUAUUUGUCUGUAGAUGGGGCUUCAAGCACAGCCCUUAGUCCUUUGCAGGCCUCUGUCUGGUUUUUGAAAGGCAGGAAGAAAAGUCUGUUAGAGAUGAAGAUAAAUUCAGUUGAAUUAUCUUGCAAGGAGAUGUAAAUCAGUUGCCCUUCACAGUAGAACUUAACUACUGAACGUUGCUAAGUUCAUUCAGUUACAUGGACGUUGUACUUGUUGCAUUCACUUGCACAAAAUUGUUCUUUAAAACAUCAGUGCACUGCAGGACCUGGGUUGUUUACUGUUAGUCUGGAUUGCAUUGCAAAUGUUUUUCUUCAACUUGGCACUUGUUAGAAAUUUGCUGCUGUGUCAUUAGCCUAAAUGCAGAGGAGAAGCAGGAGAAUGUUCUGAGUGCCAGGACUCCUGUGGCUGCUGAGUUGUGCAGUGUGCCAGUCAAUAAUCAGUUGUUACUCAGAAGCAGCAGCUGAUGUUUCACCUCUGCCUGGUCUUGUUUUGGUUCCUACUUCCUACAUUUUUGUAUACAGCAGGCCAAAUAGGAUAUUGCAAGGAAAUAAGCCGUUUCUGAAAUGUGACAAGUUAGUGUUUUUCCUGCGUAUGUGUGAUUCUUUUUGCCAGCCUAUUUUUCACUGUGCUCAGUAAUCUCACUUCCACUGGCUACUGUGGAUUAGCCAGGUGGUUGUGGAGCUGGGCUAAAGUUGGUUAACCAGUGUUACCUGUUGUAAAGUUGGAAUCUUUGUCUUCAAAGAGACAUGGCAUUUUCUGUUGUCUUUGACAUGCACUUACUGUUCGUGGAAGAUACAUAUUAAUAUCCUAGUGGAUAGCCCUGUUUCUGUGUUUUAAUUAAUUGCUUUUUA